AUGGUGUCAUGCUUGCAGUUACUCCGGGUGCUCUGUAACAACAGCGUGGAGGCGGUUUGCAGUGCUGCCUGCAGCAUGGGUUCCACCAACAUCAGCAGCCCAGCUGCAUGUCAAGAACAGGCUACAGAGGCGUGGGCACUCCCACCCUGCACCGAGGACCUCUGCCCAUUGCUGCCCAUGCAUUUGCUCAUCCCGGUGACUGCCACGUGCUUGGUUUUGUUGGCCUUUGGCGUGGGGGGCAACGUGCUGACCGUGGUGGUGACCAGCUGUUCUCGAGAGCUGCGGAACACCACCAGCCUCUACCUGGGCAGCUUGGCUGUCUCCGACCUGCUGCUGCUGCUGCUUGGGCUGCCCCUUGACCUUUACCGUCUGUGGCGCCCGGAGCGAUGGGUGCUGGGGACGACGCUGUGCCAGGUGUGGCACUGGUCCAGCGAGGCAUGUGCCUACUGCUCCAUCCUGCACCUGACGGCGCUGACGGCCGAGCGCUACAUUGCCAUUUGCUUCCCACUGCGGGCUAAACUGCUGGUGACCCAACGCCGCGUAAAAGCGCUCCUGGUGGUGCUCUGGGUGGUGGCUCUGCUUUCCGCUGCACCUUUCCUGUUCCUGGUGGGCGUUCAGCAGCCUGGCAACAUCUCCAGCGAUGGCGACUUCAGGCGUGAAUGUGGCCCCACGGCAUAUGCCCAAGAGACGGGGCUGCUGGGUACCAUGUUCUGGGUCACCACCGUCUACUUUGUGCUGCCCUGCCUUUGUCUUUACGUCCUCCAUGGCUUGAUCGCCAGGGAGCUCCUGCGUGCCAGCAAGGCGCACCUUGGCGGGGCGGCGUACCGGAACCACCAGCAAACUGUGCGCAUGUUGGUUGUGCUGGUUCUGGCUUUUGUAAUUUGCUGGCUGCCUUUCCACAUCGGCCGGAUCAUAUACAUCAACAUCAUGGAUUUGAACACGAUGCAUUUCUCCCAAUAUUUUAAUAUUUUUGCCUUGCAACUUUUCUACUUGAGUGCUAGUAUCAACCCCAUCCUUUACAACCUCGUCUCCAAGAAAUACAGGGCAGCCGUUUAUAAGCUACUGGUCACCACCAAGUCUGCAGAAAGGGCUUCUACUAUUACCAGAGAGACUGCGGGCUAUCUCGAGAUCAGUGGGAAAUAA
Elgaria multicarinata webbii is the source of this 1143-nucleotide messenger RNA. Its product is annotated as motilin receptor-like. Gene Ontology annotation, biological process: G protein-coupled receptor signaling pathway. The record is from RefSeq and is a predicted model, not a curated record. Lineage: Eukaryota; Metazoa; Chordata; Lepidosauria; Squamata; Anguidae. Gene Ontology annotation, cellular component: plasma membrane. Bases 1 to 1143 code for a protein of 380 amino acids. The transcript has 2 exons. Gene Ontology annotation, molecular function: G protein-coupled peptide receptor activity.